UCAUCAAUUCUGGAAUUACUUCUUUGAUGUAGUCUUAAACUAUAGGAAUCUUUUGGCUGAUGUAUUUUUGGCGGGGAUCAUUGUUAUGACUGAUGCAUAUUGAUUCAACUUUGACGUCUGUUUUACUCUGAAAAUCGCUGCCGAAAAUUGGACAGAUGUGAGUUGAUAGAAGUAAUCGUUCAACAUGAAUGGUGAGGUACCAAAUGUUCCCAUCACCACCUUAGCAGGGAUAACAAGUCUAACAGACUUGUUACCCGAGCUACCCCUACCAACACCAUUGCCAAAUGCCAUAAAUAAUAAAAGUCUUCUCCACAACUCAAAACUGUCAGAGAAGUCAAGAAAACUAUUAGAAGAUGCAGAUGAUGCCUUGGUUGAACAGAUCUCGGAAAUUCUCCGACAAAGCACCACUGAUGACAUUGAACUCAAGGACAACCUUGAAGGGGCUCCUGUUGAUGGUGAAAUGUCGGAGCUACUUAGAGCCAUAUUAGCAAAUGAUCCAGAAGUUUUCUCCGGAGGAUCCAAGGAGCGGUCAAGGAGAAGUUCUGGCAGAAGUUCUCAUAGUGGAAACCAGUCACCCUACCAGUCGCAUUCUCCAAGGAUUGGUCUUCCAACUGGGACUGGUUCAUCAAGUGUACAAAAAUCACCAUCUCUUCCGCAUCAACAGCCAGGGUCAUCAAAUUACAAUGGUGAACACUUCGAUAAGCGAAACAAACACAAGCUACCAACAGCAGUCAUGAGUUCUCCUGCUCAAGCUACAGUUGCAGAAUCUGCCAUGAGGCAAACAACUGGCAGGCAUUCUGGAGUGAUCGAUCUAGAUGAUGAUAGUGAUGGUGGUUCUAUACAAAUGUCGAGGUCAAAUAAGAAAGAAUAUGAUAGAAAGAAAGUAGCUAAGUGUAGGGGAAAGAGAAAUAAAGCAACAGUAAUGAAGAAAUCUGAAGAGAAGUUAAGAAAUGAAUUUUUGGUUGAGAAGAUGAAAGCCUCUGGAAAACCUGUAGUCUGUCUUGAACCUUUAGGCUCAAAGAUGGAUAGUAUGUUUGAUCUGGCUAAACAGAAAGAUGAUAUCUGGAAUACCAAGUGCAAACCUGUCAGAGUGUCCCUUGAACCAUUAGAUGAAAGGGAUGCAAAAACUAAGACGUUAAAGUCCAUAGCUACUGGUGGAACAGUGAAAACCAAAGGUAUGAAAAGGCAUCAUGGGGAUCACUAUGACAAUGAUUAUGGCUCUGAUCGAGGAAAGAGAAGGAGACGGUCUGGCAGAAUUGAGGAGGAAAGUGAAGAGAGUGACCAUGAUUCUGUCGAAGAAUUGAUGCGACGAAAGAAGAAAGAGAAACGUCAGAGGCGCAUGAAUCAAACAGACAUGAGUAUUGAAGAGCUUCUAGACAGUCCAACAUUUAAAAAAUUCAGUUCUGCCCUGGAAUAUAUCUUUGACAGUGCUGAAGAUGUCAAUUUUGGCAGCUUAGAUCCAAAUGACGAAGAUGUAGAAUGCCCUCCAGAAUCGUUGAUCAGUCGGACAGUGUUGUCUGAACUAACUAGUGAGACAGCCAAGCUGAAGUCAAUGGGAGUGUUAAACCAAGUUCCAGCAAAUACACUUGUAAAACUGCUGACCAUAUUACAGUGGAAUAUCAGGGAUGGUACUAAACUGUUGCCCAGUCUAAACCAGGAACAUGAUGAUGAAGAUGAAGAGGGUCAGAAACUGUGGCGAGAGAUUGCCAUGGAACGUGUUGGCAGGUCCAUUGAUGCAGCACUUACAGCCAUAUAUAUCAUGACAUCACCAAAAAUGCCAAAGCAAGUGUUUAUAGAAGAUGUUAUAGAUAGAAUUGUCAUGUUUGGAAAGUUCCAGUUGCAGAAUACCAUUUAUCCAGAAUUUGAUCCUGUAUAUAGAAUAAACCCCAAAGAUAAAGAUGGAUACCAUAGUAGUUCAAAGAUGAAGAGAUCUCGGGCUAGUCAAGUGAAACACAAGUCUUCUGUAUCACUAUACAAUAAACUAACCGACCUGGUUGGUAACCUUGCAGAACUUGUAGAAAUCCAGGAGCUUACUGACACCAUUAUCUUACAGAUUUCAACAUUAGGUGUUGCUCCCUUCUUUGUGGAAAAUGUUAGUGAGUUGCAGUUAAAUGCAAUGAAACUUGUUACAACUGUGUUUGCCCAUUAUGACAAGCACAGGCAAUUAGUGUUAGAGGAUAUCUUCUCAAGUUUAGCAAGACUGCCUUCCAGCAAAAGAAAUCUCAGAAGUUACAGAUUAAAUGCGGGUGAACAUAUACAGAUGGUUACAGCUUUAGCAUUACAGUUGAUACAGUGUGUAGUAAAGUUACCUCAGCCAAAAAGUCAGGAACAACCAACAGAAGAAGAACAAAUUGAAGAAGCUGCCAAGUCAAAACGAGACAAACAUGGAAGGAACAAAAGAAAAUCUGAUCCUUUGGACCCAGAUGUUGUGAUAGUGACUUCUUACGAGACUGCCAUAAGAACCGGCUACAACUUCCUGUCUGUAUUUCUGAAAAAGUGUACAGUAAAAGGAGAGGAAGACUACCGGUCUUUGUUUGAAAACUUUGUACAUGAUCUCUUAUCAACAGUGAACAAACCAGAGUGGCCAGCUUCAGAACUACUUCUCAGCUUGUUGGGGAGAAUACUGGUGCAACAGUUCAGCAAUAAAUCCAUAGAGAUGUCAUUGAGAACGUCUGCACUGGAGUAUUUAGGUAUUGUAGCAGCAAGGUUGCGGAAAGAUGCAGUGUCUAGUCAGUUAGGUCAAGAAAUUAUUGACGAUAUUGUUACCAAGGUGAACCAUGAAAGUGAUAAAGAGGAUGAGGAUGAUGUCCGGAGAUCAACACGAAGUGGCAGGAAAUCACCCGAGGAGGAAGUAAUUGAACCAGAUGAAACCCAGAGUUUGCAGAAAGCUAUGCUUGACUACCUCUCAUAUCAUGGUGCCAGUGAGCCGGCCUAUUUGUUUGCCCGCCAGUUUUACAUUGCUCAGUGGUUCAGAGACACAACUAAAGAAGCAGAAAAGAAAAAUAAGAAAGCGGAUGAGGAUUUUGAUGCUGCACAAGAGGAGAAAUCUACAGAAAACAUGACCGAUACAGAAGCUAGAACAAAAUUUUUACUUUCACAAGUUGAAAUCAGCUAUAAACCAUACUCAUCAUACAAACCAAUGCCAAGCAAGCUGGACUAUGAUAAUGGCUGUCUUGUAGCGAGGUAUCUGUCAUCAAAAAGACCGUUUGCCCAAAGUUUUGAUAUUUAUCUUGGCCAAAUCCUUAAGGUGCUAGCAGAGAAUGCAGUAGCCAUAAGAACAAAAGCAAUGAAAUGCCUCACAUCUGUUGUUGAAGCUGAUCCUGGAGUGUUAGCUAGACCUGAUAUGGAGAGAGGUGUACAUGGUAGAUUUCUUGAUCCUUCCACGUCUGUGAGAGAAGCAGCAAUAGAACUUGUGGGAAAGUUCAUUCUUAUCCGUCCAGAACUCAUACCACAGUACUAUAACAUGCUCUCAGAGAGAAUAUUGGACACAGGUAUCAGUGUGAGAAAACGUGUGAUAAAGAUCUUCCGAGACAUUUUCAACGAAAAGCCAGACUUUAAUAAAAUUCCAGACAUGUGUGUGAAAAUGAUUCGCAGAGUGAAUGAUGAAGAUGGAAUUAAAAAACUAGUGAAUGAAGUGUUUCAGACUAUGUGGUUUACUCCUUUGAGUUCUCGAGAAAAAGACUCGACAAAGCUUAUUCAAAGGGUUGUUAAUAUCACUGAGGUUGUUGCGGCUAGCAAAGAUACGGGUUUUGAAUUUAUUGAACAAUUACUGGACAAUUUGUUAAAGAAAGACGAGCAUGGAAACUAUAACAAGUCAGCAUUAACGUCGUGUAGACAAAUUGUAGACUGUUUAGUUGAAAAUGUGUUACGGCUAGAGGAAACCAGUGUUGAUGGCAAAUGCAGUAACCGUUUGUCUGCCUGUCUGUCCACACUGUACCUGUUUAGCAAAAUAAAACCAGAUUUGAUGUUAGAACAUGCACAAACACUCCAACCAUAUCUCAAUAUCAAAUGUAGUAAUCAGGGUGAUUUCUAUGUGCUACAUUAUGUUGCAAGGAUAUUGGAACUUGUGAUACCAUUGAUGGACCAUCCAAGUGAAAACUUCCUUGCACAGGUGGAAGAGGACAUGAUCAAAUUGAUAUUGAAUCAUGGAAUGAUGGUGCUAGAAAGCUGUGUUAGCUGUUUAGGUGCUGUUGUAAAUAAUGUCAGUCAUAAUUAUCCUCUUGUUAAAGAUUGCUUCCAAAAAUUCUUCGGUUAUCUGGUGAAGUUCCAGUCAUAUCACCAAGGCCACCCUACAGUCCCGCUUCAAGGCAACAGAAAGCCAACCCUUCUCAGGUCACUGUUCACAGUUGGUCUCAUGUGUAAACACUUCAAUUUUGAAUCCAAAGAGUUGGGAGAUGAUACGGAAACUUCCUUAAAGGAGAAAAUAUUUGAUGUGCUGGUUUACUACACAACACAUGUGGAUGAAGAUGUGCAAUCAAAAGCUCUUACUGGUCUAGGUUUUCUUGCAGUUCGGCAUUAUGAAUAUAUGUUGGGUAGGACACUAAAAACCAUGUACAGUGAACAUUUAACCAAUCCAGAUACUCCUAUAAAGCUCAAGUGUCAGGUAUUAAAAAACCUUUACUACUACUUGGUAGAAGAGGAAGUGAGAAUGGCAAAGUCAGAUGCUGACUGGAAAAAACAUGCAAAGGAAGAGGACCUGAAGGAAAUGGGAGAUGUGCAAUCAGGUAUGGCCAGUACCAUUAUGCAAGUGUACUUGAAAGAGGUGUUGGAAGUGUUUUUCUCUAGCAAGUCGCAGGUUCGACUUGAAGCUUUAAAUGUGAUACAGUUGGUUCUCAAGCAGGGCCUCAUUCAUCCAGUACAGUGUGUACCAUAUCUCAUCAGCAUGGCAACCGACUCAGAAGCUCCUAUCAGAGUGAAGGCUGAACAGCAGUUACAGGAAAUUGAGAAAAAAUAUCCAGGUUUCAUUCAUAGUAAAGCCUUGCAAGGCAUUAAAAUGUGCUUCCGUCUACAUCGCCUUAUACAGGGGACUGAGAGUAACAACAUUGUGGUGAGAGGUCUGCACAACCCAGACGAUAACAGUUCAAGUCUUAACGCAUUCCUUUACAACAUUUUACGUACCAAUAGGUCACAUCGUAGAGCCAUUCUCACCUCAUUACUCAAUCUUCUUGAUGAUUCUGCAAGAAUCAACCUACCAGAACAACUGUAUAUUGCAGACAACCUUGCCUUCUUUUUAUACCAAACUCAGGAUGAACCCCUCUACAUAAUCCACCAGAUAGACAUUAUUGUGUCAGUGUCUGGAUCCAAUCUUUUACAGUCUUUCAGAGAGAAGCUGCAGUUCAAAGACAACAGAUCAAGAAAAAUGAAAAAGAAAGAAAGUAGUGCACCAGUUAGACGAUCCACACGGUCUAGCAAGAUGCUGUCAAAUCCACAUGCAACAGAAAAUGGUGUUGUUAAUGAUAAGCCUAACAUGUACUAUGAUGAAGAUGAUGAUGACAAAGACAUUUUAUUAAAUCGUUUACCAGGAGACAUUGCGCCUUUAAAAGAAAUCAUCUGGAUAGCUCAAGGCUGCAUUCUUCUCCUCUAUCUCAAACAACAUCUCAAAGACAUGUAUGGAUUUACUGAUGGCAAAAUCCAGAAUUACUCUCCCACUGAAGCAGCAAAAGUGUAUGACAAGCCCCUACAACGUAAAUCACUGGUAAAGUUCAAUCCAGAACAAGUGAUCCAUGUUUUACGUAACAAGGAAAACGAUGAGGAGAAAUCCCAGAAGGAACAGGCUGAUCAGCUGGUUGAUGAUUACCUCGCUUUCAAAGAUCUCAUGUUAAGUGUUGACCCACCAGACGAAGAUGAUAGCGAUACUGAACAACGUGCAGCACAACCCUCCGCGACGACCACAUAUACUAUAAAAUCUCGGCCGGAGGAUGGUGGGGGAGAUGCAGGGACCACUAACCACAUGGAGAAUGGUGACCACUCAAAGAAUAACGCAGAUGUUAUAAUGGUUGAUGGAGACAAUGGAGACGCUGAUCAUGUCAACUUGGAUAAAGAAUCUCCUUCUGAACCUAUGAAACCCAAAAUUCCACCCAUGAUUAUAUCAACUUCAAAAAUAAACACUCCACAUCGUGAAAAAGAGAAAAAGAAAGGAUCAUUAGUUCGGACUAUACGAUUACCUGGGGCUUCCCAACUUCAGGCCUCGGCACAUAACUUUACAUCACCUGUACAUAGUCAUUCAUCACAUCACAGUUCCCAUCAUUCAUCGUCAUCAUCAUCAAGAUCUCAUCAUCAUAAGACCCCGUCAUCCACACAUAAAAAGAAGAAGAAAAAACGGAAACGUUACACAUCAGAUUCUGACGAUGAUAACGAUAGUGAUUAUGAUCCAUAUGGUUGAUUAUAUUUGUAGUCAACAGAUGUGAUAAAUCAGGUGCAAAUAAAUAUAUUGUGAUGGUACUGUGAAAAAUCAUUAUGGAGACAAGGUCUGCAUAAUGUGUGGAUGCAGAUUAUGUUGUGGAGGCAUGAGAUAUUCAGCUUUCGAGAGUUAAGCUCAUGGAACCAUUAACACAACAGACAGUGAAGUGAAUUAGCUCAAGCCCGUCUGGCGGGGAAAGGGACAGGUGGUAUUUCAAAGGUCAUACCUUUCAAUGGAUGCAAGUUUGAAAUCCAUUUGCACAAUAAAGUUCUUCAAAUCUGAGGCAGCUGUUGAACAAGGAAACUGUAGUGAGGAUUAGUGUUGUUGUCUGUGUAAGAAUGAUAAACAGUGUGUCCAGAGGAGGUAGCAUACUGGUUGAGCAGUUGUGCCAAAAAUAUUCCAAAACCAAUUAAAUUAUGUUCUUGUAAAUCAACAAAGCAUUGAUCAGGUUCUUUGUCUGUGAUUCCUUUAAUUCUAUAUAGCAAAGCAAACAAAACAUUCUGCUGACAUUUCCACCUUAUCCAUUACUAAAGAUAUUUUGAUAGUUAAAUAGUCGUUAGAAUUGAUGCCCAUUCUCUUAAUGCAAAAACUGCCUUGAAAGUACUUGAAUUGAAUACUGACUUAUCAGUAAAAGUCGUUCAGAAUGCUAAGAAAUUAAGUGGUGAAAUCUGUUGAAUUUUUUUAGUGGAUCAAUAUGUUCAUGUAUUUGUACAGGGUUCAAGCCAGUAGGGAGGAAAGCAAUGAUACUGGUUUCUGGCUUGCAUAAGUUAGCAUCUGACUUCUAUGUUUUACAAUAAGUUGUUUUUGGCUGUUCAUGGGAUGUGAAAAUUGCUGGAAAUAAGAAUGUUUCCAAUAAAAACGAACAUUAAAUACCUGUGGUUGAGCAAAGUGGACAGUAAGCGUAAAUUAGAAUUCAGUUUAAAGCAGUUUGAUGUGUGAAACAUGAUAAUUGACAUACAAAAAGUGAAAGGUAUUUUAGAAAUGUAUCAUCUGAUUUCGAAAAAUUAGUCCCUAAGAAAAGUCUAGAAAAAAAAUCAUGAAUUGUGAGCUUGAAUGAACCUUGUGAAAAACCAAAAUAUCAGUUUUAAAUAAAAAGAAAUAAGAAUAUGAGCUUUGAAACUCACAGAAAAGUUUGAUUCUAAUAUAUUAACUGCAUGUACAGUAUUUGUCAAGAUAUUUAAAUGCUUGCAUAUAUAUUAUUUUUAUAGAAGGCAAAAUCUUCGUUAUACUUGGCUUUAUAUGUUGAGGUUUUAUACUGCAUUUUGAGACUUUAGUAAUGAUAAGUACAGAAAGACAAAAAAUACUGGUAGUUAAAAUAUUUUAUGUUGGUUAUCUACAGGACAAGUUUACAGCAAGAUUUUUUCAUUCUUAUGUAUGAAAUAAAUAAAAAAAAUAGUGAUUUUGUUAGCAGUAUUAAUAGACUACUUCUAGAAAUUAAAAUUAAUGAAAAAUUAAUAGAGAUUUUUUCCUUCCACUGUGAUUAGAUAUACUUCAAUCUGUAAUCCCAAUAGAAUUAAUUGACAAUGUUGGAAUGAUUUAUUAAAUGUGGGCAUUUUUGAUUUAGAAAAAAAAAAAUCAUUGUGAUAGCUACUGCUUAUAAGAUGGAAGUUUCUUAAAUCUUUUUUCUUUAUUUAUAAUAUGGGUAUGGUAAAUCAGUGCUUGUUCAGCAUUUUCACAUCAAACAGAAGCAUUUGGGUGAAGCAGGGAGGGGAAUUUUAUUACAUUUUAAUUGCUGUAUGAAAAAUAUCUUUGCCUAAGUUGGGUAGCUUAAGUAUUAUAACAGAACAAAAAUAAAGUCUGACAAAAGGUAAUUGUCUACAAUUUAGACGUUUAGUUCCUAUACAGUACUAUUCACUAAAAUAAUUGCUUUGAUUCUUUUGAAGGAAUAGAUCAGCGCUUCAGGAAAUGCUUGUGGGUUGUCCAAAUGGCCAAAAUGUUCAAAAAAUCGCAACAUAAUGAAAUAUUAUGAUGCGAAAAUGCAGCUUGUAUGUAUGUUAAUUUUUGUGUGUCAAAAAAGUAUUUAUUGUGAAUGUUUCAAAAUCUUUGAAAAGGUUAAAGUGUUUACUAUAAUUUUAAUUAUAUUAAAUGUUAUAAAGAAAAAAAAUUGUUUUAAGAAUUUACGUUCGAAUAUCAUUUUUAAGUAUGCAAACUGCUGCAAAAUUUACUGUGAAACUAUUUUUAUGGGGAUGUAUGAUGUUCCUGUUCAUUUUAAUGUUUAAAUGUAUUUUUUACCUUUGUAAAGAAAACAUACAUUGUUCUCAUUUGUUGAUAGAUUCUCAUGAAAUCGUGUCAUCUUUUCAUUACGUAUUUAUUUGAAUGUUUUAUGAAAUUGCAGAAGUUAUAAUAUUUCAUCAUUGUCAUUGUUCAAUUCCAUCAGUUCUGCAAUUUGCAGCUAAAUUGACAAAAAAUAUAAAUUGAAAAUUAAAAAAGAACAAAAACCUUUA
This is a messenger RNA of Mercenaria mercenaria, 8844 nucleotides long. RefSeq names its product nipped-B-like protein B. Gene Ontology annotation, biological process: establishment of mitotic sister chromatid cohesion; establishment of protein localization to chromatin; replication-born double-strand break repair via sister chromatid exchange. Gene Ontology annotation, molecular function: chromatin binding. The transcript has 51 exons. Gene Ontology annotation, cellular component: Scc2-Scc4 cohesin loading complex. The record is from RefSeq and is a predicted model, not a curated record. Bases 185 to 6382 code for a protein of 2065 amino acids. NCBI's taxonomy places the organism in Eukaryota, Metazoa, Mollusca, Bivalvia, Venerida, Veneridae.